This is a messenger RNA of Linum tenue, 159 nucleotides long. Lineage: Eukaryota; Viridiplantae; Streptophyta; Magnoliopsida; Malpighiales; Linaceae. The record is from the annotation of a GenBank genome assembly.
AUGAUCAAGGAGAACUUUGAUGUUCUGGACUGGUCGAUCCCUGAUAAUUUGCUUCCCAAUUUUGCUGAAAUUGAGCAGGCAAGUGGACUUUUAGUUUCGACGCCUUGGCACCGAUUGAACAGCGUAGGCUAUUUGUUAAAUGCGUUUUGUGCACCCUGA